This is a messenger RNA of Sander lucioperca (pikeperch), 511 nucleotides long. Its product is annotated as pescadillo homolog. NCBI's taxonomy places the organism in Eukaryota, Metazoa, Chordata, Actinopteri, Perciformes, Percidae. The record is from RefSeq and is a predicted model, not a curated record. The transcript has 3 exons. The coding region runs from base 139 to 453 and encodes 104 amino acids.
UUCACAUUUGAAGUUAGUGGGAAAAAAUUUAAAUUUUUGUUUGCUAAAGGAGCUAAAUAACUCAUCAAAUGACUGUCUACAACUGCAUUUAAAACAACCCUUAAAGGAGGAGCCAAGGUUGUGGGAGGAGCUGUUGGAAUGGCGUUUGCACUUUCUGAGGCGAUUGACAACUGGAAAGACUUGAUCGAGAAGAAUCAUGUGACUGAAGCGAGCCAAUCACUGAGAGAUACAGCCGAUGCUAUUCUAAUGAUGACCAAGACACUGAGGGGACAGUUUGACGACAUGAAGAAGAUGUUUGAUGACAUCGCUAAAAGUCAACAACAACACGAAGAAGAGCUUUCCAAUAGGAAAAACAAGACUCAAGACUGUACAGAACAGCCAGAGGAAGAGGAGAGUGAUGGUGAGGAUGAAGGGAGCGAUCAGGAAGAAGAGGAGAGUGAUAGCGAGGAAUAGACAGAAGAUGAUGAAAGGAAGCAGACAAAGCGUCAUCGAAAGGAGACUCAAAGUGAAG